GUCCCCUCUGCUCGUCCACACAGCCAGUCCCACCAGGAACAGCAUGGUCAUGGCUGACAGUGUGCAGAAACCGCUGAUCCGGGGUCCGGUCCGAGUGGGCUUCUACGACAUCGAGCGCACUUUAGGAAAGGGCAAUUUCGCAGUCGUGAAGCUGGCUAGACACCGAAUAACCAAGACUGAGGUGGCCAUUAAGAUCAUCGACAAGACCCAACUGGAUGCUGUCAAUCUGGAGAAGAUCUACAGAGAGGUUCAGAUCAUGAAGAUGCUGGAUCACCCCCACAUCAUCAAGCUGUACCAGGUGAUGGAGACAAAGAACAUGCUUUACUUAGUGACGGAGUAUGCCAAGAAUGGGGAAAUCUUCGACUACCUGGCAAAGCAUGGCCGUCUCAGUGAGCUCGAAGCCAGGAGGAAGUUCUGGCAGAUCCUGUCAGCGGUGGAGUAUUGUCACAACCGCAACAUCGUCCACAGGGACCUGAAGGCGGAGAAUCUGCUGCUGGAUGGCCACAUGAAUAUCAAGAUUGCAGAUUUUGGAUUUGGGAACUUUUUCCAGCCUGGGGAGCCUCUGGCCACAUGGUGCGGCAGCCCACCUUACGCUGCUCCAGAGGUCUUUGAGGGCCAACAGUAUGAGGGUCCACAGCUAGACAUCUGGAGUAUGGGGGUGGUGCUAUAUGUGCUGGUGUGUGGUGCGUUGCCCUUCGAUGGUCCCACUCUGCCUGUACUUCGACAGAGAGUCCUAGAAGGAAGGUUUCGCAUCCCCUACUUCAUGACUGAAGACUGUGAGCACCUGAUCCGCAGGAUGUUGGUACUGGACCCAUCAAAGCGUCUCUCUGUGGCCCAGAUCAAGGAGCACAAGUGGAUGGCCCUGUACGCUCCCGUACAGAGGCCUGUUCUGUACCAACAGCCUCUGUCUGCUGAAGGCGAGGCAGGUGUGGGAGAAUACAGCGAACAGGUCCUUCGCCUGAUGCACAGCCUUGGCAUCGACCAGCACAAGACCAUAGAUUCUCUUCAGAACAAAAGCUACAACCACUUUGCUGCUAUCUACUACCUGCUGGUGGAGCGGCUCAAGGCCCAUCGCUGCAGCUUCCCCGUUGAACAGCGGCUUGAUGCUCGCCAGCGACGGCCCAGCACCAUUGCCGAACAGACUGUCGUCAAGUCGAACAGUGGUUCAGCCCAGGUGGGUUUGCUCCCGCAGGGUGUUCGUCUGUUGCGCUCCCCUGCUGUGCCCCAAGCCUCCCCCGAUGCUUUCACCUUCCCCCAGACUGCAUGUCCCCUGGAGCAGAAUUUCCUGGUGGAGGAUGUCAACACACCCAAAGUUAACGGCUGUCUGCUGGACCCCUUGCCUCCCCCCACUGUCCUCCGCAAGUCCUCCACCUCGUCGCCUAGCAACAUGAUGGAGACGUCUAUCGAUGAGGGCAUCGAGACCGAGGAGCCCGACACAGAGGAUGAGCCGCCCCACCUCCUCUCGGCCUAUCAAACAGCACGGUUUGGCCAGCGGCGACACACCCUCUCUGAGGUGACCAAUCAGCCCGGGCCCUCCAACCAAGGUAAAUUAUUUGCUAUAGGCCACAACCCCUCCAUGGGCAGCAUGGAUUCGGACAUGGGCUACGACAUGGGCUCCAUGCAAAGUGACCUCGGCCUGUUGGAGGAUCCCCCAUCUCUCAGUGACGGGUUACCGAGCAACACCAUUACCCCAACGCCUUUCUUGAGCACCCGGCCCGCAAACCCAGCAAUGGCUGUCCUGACUUCUCAGCACAGGGAGACGCACAAUCGAUCCCCCAUCAGCUUCAGAGAAGGACGCCGAGCCUCCGACACCUCUCUCACCCAAGGUCUGGUUGCGUUUAGGCAGCACCUUCAGAACCUUGCGAGGACCAAAGGCAUCCUAGAGCUGAACAAAGUCCAGAUGCUGGUGGAGCAGAUGGGGUCCGGGGAAGGGGCCUCCAUGGGCCCCCUGGGACCACAGCACCACUUGCACAACCUCCUGGAGGGUGAGGCGUCCAAGCAGCAGGAGGGUCUAGCUUUAUACCAAGGUGGGCCGCAGCCGCCUCUCCUGUCCCGCAGACAGAGUUUAGAGACACAGUACCUCACUCAUAGACUACAGGCCAACGUCUUGGCAAACAGUCCUGCUAGCUGCCAACUUUUCUGUAAGGACACUCGGAGUUUAGAGCAACAGCUGCAGGAACACAGUGGGAUCUACUGCGCUCCCCACAGACUGAACCAGAAGAGGAUGUACCUGCAGCAGUCGCAAGGCAUGGGGCUGCCGGUCUACUUCAACCAGAUGCAAAUAGCUGAAGGAUCCUACCCGACAGGAGGACCUGCUCUGGACCCGGCGGUGUCUCAAAGUUCCCCCCAGGGUCCCUCCAUGUCAGCUGCCCACCAGCCUCAGCCCCAGCAGCAGGGCAGUCCUCAGGCCUCGCCUCCCUUCAGCCACCCCCAUAACCUGAGCCCCUUUAUGGAACCUGGCGAGGGCCUAGUUUAUGAUCCCUACAUGAGCCACCACCACUACACCCAACACCUGCCUCCUGGAUCUCACCUCCACCACCAGCUCCACCAAUCCAUGCCUCAUGAAGCCUCUGUAAGCAGCCUGGGCUUCAGCUACCCUGCAGGCUGUGAGCAGCAGGCCUUGGGGCUUCCCUAUGAGGGUCUUCACCCAGAGCAGUAUGAGUUCCCACUGGACCCCACCCUGUUGCCCCUGCCUGCUCCAGGAGAGGCUGUGGCUGGGAUUUUGGCUGGUCCGGGCCAGUCAGACGGCCUGGGCCUGCCUGAGCUGCAGGGCUCUCUCCUGGACAGCGAGAUGAUGGAGACCGUGGACUCCCAGCAUGGCUUUGUAAUGGUCAACUAAAGCCAGCUGAAGGGGUUAAUAGAAAGCAGUAUUAAGCAAUGAGAACCUAAGCAUCACUAAGGGCAGAGAGAAUGGAGAUAUAAGUGGAGGCCACAAGCGUAGCAACAGGGAAGGAAAAGUGUUAAUUUCUCUACGACUAAUACAAACUUUAUUUCUUAGUUGUGAUGAACCUCAGACAACCUUUCCACUGCGAUCCUCCCUUAUCCAACUUCCCUUUCUCCUUCUUAUCCUCUGUUCUUGUUCUCAUCAGCUCUGUGAGGCAGGAACAGGUCCGAUAUGUGGCUCAAUGUGCGCUUCGCCGUACUAACUUGGCGAGGCUGCUGUUGUCAUGGACGUUGUGACACCUGUGAAGAUUGGGCCGUACAGCCCGGGGAGGUGCUGCCAGAGUGCAGCAUUUCACCUAGAAAGGGUUUGGAAGUGAACUUAUUUAGGACUAACUGUCAGGCAACCAUAAGGAAAAUGGCUGGCAGUGUUUUUUUUUUGUAUUUAAAAUAGGACACCAUCAACAUCAAUAGACUGGUUCUCAAAACACUUCUGUGGAUUUUCUUUUAUUAUUUCAGUAGAUUAAAAAACAACAGAAAAAUGGCCCUCAUUUAUCAUGGUACCAUGGAUAUCACCGCAAAUUCAAGUGUUAAAAGUAUUUUUUGUCCAUUUUAUAGAAAUGAUGUUACAAACUAAUGUGGUGGCAAAUGCUAAUGUCAUGGCCAUAUUUAUGAGUGCACUGGUUUCAACACAAACAUAGACAGAACAACAGGUAACUUUAGUUUGUCAUUUGCCUUAAUAAAUAUGCUAAACAUGCAGAAUAAAGCACCAGAUUGGGGAGUUAUGCACCAUUUGUUAAGCAUGUGCUUUUAACAGUGCUAAACUCUAUCCAAGCAAUUUUUGUAGUUAAUUGAUGAUUGAAAAUAAUAAAUUCAACAUAACUCUGUAGCUGCAGGCUUUUGUGUGGGCCACCUGACAUAAAUAAUAUUUUUUGUUUUCUUUGUAAAUUGUAACUACUGAUCCUGAUUUAUUUCUUACACUACUGAACUGCUUUUUUCCAACUUUACAUCCAAUUGCACACACUUGCCAGGUGGCAAGUGGCCACACUUCUAUUUAACAGUUGAAUUGUGGGUCAUACGUUUGCCUGAUAAAUGAGGGCUGAUGUAAUUAACGUGUGUUUGGUUAAGAAGUUGUGGUGUUUUAGACAGUCAAUAUUAUUCUAUUUUUGUGGCAAUACUGAAGCAAUAUUAAUCCUUAAUGUUGAGGGGUUAUGGAUGGAAGCCUCACCUGUACAGCCAACUCUGAUUGGUUCCCGGGGAUCUGCAUCGUCAGCAGUGACAUCACUUGGGCUGAUGAUGUAACCAGGACAUAAUCUCCCCCUCACUCGCCCUGGAAGUGCAGGGACAAGCCUGGAAACAGAGAGUGAGUGUGAUAAUGUUUGUUUGCACAACUCGUACUGCAACUUUUCAUCCUCCAUGACAUCAUUUGUUGGACAAAGACAAAACACUGUAUUGACGUCUCCAUUCAAAAUAACACAAACUGUGCUUUCCCCCUCAGUGCACAGUCGUAGCUUUUAGAAUAAUUCUGGUUUACAUCCUCGAUGCUCCAGUCAUGCCUCUGUGUUGUGUUAAUGAUGAAUCAUGUUUAUGAUAGUGGAGUGACCCCUUAAAGAUUCCUGCAUUAGACUUCAUGAAAGAAUGUUUUUUCUCUCUGACAUUGUGGCGGCUGUGAGACAAAGACCAACAGAACAUCAGUCACCUGACACUGGAUUUUGACUAAAUGCUCACCACUGCUCCUUGACUCUUUUUUUUUUUUUACAGCACUUAAACUGUGUUCAAACUACUUGAAGCGCACAGAUGUAUUCUCUCUGACAGAUGAUGAUGAUUUAAAAAGGAAAAAAAGUUCUUUCCAUUGGAAUAACAGGACAGCGAACGUCAGAAUGUUACGACGGGAUUAUUGGAAUGUGACCAUCUGCCAAACUGCCUGACCUUCAGUGAUCUUGGGUUAAACUCUACAAGUGUUUUUGUCUGAUUAGCCUUCAAAACAAGACCAUCUCUCUCUGUCUGUAGAUUGGACUGAACAGAUCAUUUAGAGUUCACAAUCAGACUCUAAAGUACAGAUGUGGUUUCACUAGAAGGCUUUAGAGUUGCAGUUAACGGUCUUAAAAUGAUGGCUGGAAAAUGUGGACCAACUGUUGUUGCAGUCCUGUGCAAGACUUAAAGGAAAAAUCCACCCUAAAAUGUUUUUAACACGAUCUCACAACAGAUUGAGCCUGCAACUAAUGAUCAGAUUAUAUGCUGAUUUAUUUAUUUCAUUAAUCAUGUAUUUGUUUGGUCUUUAAAGUGUCAGAAAAAUGUGAAAAACGACCAUAACAAUGUCUCAGGGCCCACGUUGACAUAUUCUGUUUGGUCUGACCAACAGUCCAAAAUCAUUUUUAGGCUUAUUUGGGAAAUUUUUAAAAAUGACGUUAACAAAAUGUUGAUUAUCAAAUCAAAUUGCUGAAGAUUUUAAGUAUACUUGCGUCAGCUCUACAACAGAACAAUUUUUCAGUCUUCAGUUUAUAAUCUAAUUAUCAUUUUUAGUAUAAUUGAUCAAUAUGACAUCACAUCAGAUAUUUCUCGCAUAUAACACAUCUAUCAAGGAAACACCAAGUUUUGAUCUCAGGAUCCGAGAGUAAAUGCUUAGUAACUCACCUUUUAGCUCUGACAUUGAACAGUCAAAAGGACAGAGAUACUAAUAAUUCAACAACAAUGUCCUUGAUGGACCAGAGUGCACCGCAGCCACAAGACAUGUUGCUAAACAGGUCCUGUGGCUGCAUUAAUAGUUCCACCCUUAGAUUUAUAAAUGCUGGAUAUGUUUAUAUGGUCAUACACCCACAUUUUUUUGACAGGAAUGAGCUCACACCCAGUAUGUGGGGCAUGUUGAAAAUGUCCUUUAGAAAGAGAAGGAGCUCAAGUAUGAGUUAGAGGCGGGUUCAACAUGAAAUGAUAAUUUUGAAAUUUGAAAUUUGAAAUUGUCAAUACAUGAUAGUAUAAGAGUGUCACAGGUUGGAUUUUGCCUUUAAGUGAAUAUCUUGAUUGAUUUUUGCUUUCAUUUUGUCAAUGGUCAGGCUAGGACAGCUACAGGAUGAUCUGUGGAGGUUGAUUACUGGAGCACUUUGACAACAAGGGGAAGAAGAGAUGUAGCGAGAGAGGAGGAGGUGGGAAAAGGUUUGUAUCGCUCUGCUGUUUCUUGGCAGAUGAAACAAACCGAAAUCUGUAGGAAACACCUUUCUCCUCUCUCUUCCCCACCAAUAAUGGACGCAAAACAAAUUUCUUUCAAAGAAAGACCAGACACAGUUAUACUUUAGCUUAUUGUUGAUUUUAAUCCAAGAAAGAGAAACACAUGUCAGUUUACGACGGGUGUUCUUUGUACAAAUUAGUGGUGUAGUGAAUCUUCGGUGCACCGAGGUGAAUUUUGUGUUGAACGUGUAAAAGUGUUCAGUGUGCCUUUUUACUUUUCCGUAUUUUCAAUCUAAAUUAAGAUUUUGAAUAGCACUAUUAUUUCUGGUUGAACCCUUCUAUGAUUUUUUUUUUUUUCUGAUUUCUUUUUUUUUCCCAGAAAAUAAGUAGAGCCGGGUUUUACAAAGGUACAAAACCAAAGUCCCUCAGAAGUUUCCCUGUACAACCCACCGUGUGGAGUUUUGGAGCUUCUUUGUCAGCUUCUCUACCAUGCUUUUUCUUGUUGGUCAAUCAGUGUAUGCCAUUUAAAAGUAUUAUAGCAAUAUUUCUCUAGUUGAAGACUAAAGUCAUGACGAUUCUAGUGGAUGUUUCCAAGUAUCAUAAUUUCACCUCCUGCUGAUAAAACAAAACAUCAAUCUAUCAAUAGAAAUCCAGUUUUAUAUUUACCUUCAUUGAUGUUGACCACACAUAAGCUAACUUGCUGUUGAGAUUAAAAAAGAUUUAUUGA
This is a messenger RNA of Anoplopoma fimbria (sablefish), 6769 nucleotides long. RefSeq names its product salt-inducible kinase 2b (gene sik2b). Gene Ontology annotation, molecular function: ATP binding; protein serine/threonine kinase activity; tau-protein kinase activity. Gene Ontology annotation, cellular component: cytoplasm. Lineage: Eukaryota; Metazoa; Chordata; Actinopteri; Perciformes; Anoplopomatidae. The record is from RefSeq and is a predicted model, not a curated record. The transcript is spliced from 15 exons. Gene Ontology annotation, biological process: protein phosphorylation; intracellular signal transduction; microtubule cytoskeleton organization. Bases 44 to 2839 code for a protein of 931 amino acids.